AGCCUCGAAGCCGCCCUCUCCCAGAUCCACGCGAGAGAGAAACUCGAGGACGACCUCCAGCAGCGCAACGUCAGCCUCGUCAAGGGAAGCCCAGCGGAGACCUUCCAGACAGACUUCAAGAGAUCCCAUCCGGUCGUGGUGGAGGCGGCGAGACAAGGAUCUCUGUACGUGGAGGCGUCGAGGGAACUCAAGAAGAGACUCAACCUCAGCAACGAAUUCGUGGCCUUCGACCUCCCUUUGCAAGGAUCACUCUCUCUAUCGGACGAAUUCUGCAACAAAACCAAGAUCAGGGAGGUUCCUGCAGACUGCGAGGCGUACAGGCGUUACAGGUCCAUCGACGGAACCUGCAAUAACUUCAAUAACCCUCUCUGGGGGGCUUCGAUGACGCCCCUCCUGCGGUAUCUCCCUCCCUUCUACGAUGACGGCAUAUCGGAGUUCCGCAGGGCGAGGGUCGAGAACGAGCCCCUGCCUAAUCCUCGCCUCUUAAGCACCAAGCUCUGCCUCGAGAGGAACGUCGAGUCGACCUCGAUGUCCCUGCUCCACAUGACCCUCGGCCAGUUCCUCGACCACGACCUCGACUUCUCGCCUGUGGUUAAAGGCAAGGAUGGCAAGGACCUGCCAUGCUGCCCCGACGUUUUGGGCGACGAUCCCUCGCUGAUCCAUCCGGAAUGCGCCCCUAUCGCCAUCCCCGAGGAGGACCCCUUCUACGCGGCCUUCAACCAGACCUGCAUGGAGUUCGUGCGCUCCGUCGCCGACUGGCAGUGCGAGCUGGGGCCCCGGAUGCAGGUCAACGAGAAGACCUCAUAUCUGGACGGGUCAGUCGUCUACGGCACUGACCUCGCACAGAGUAAUUCUCUGAGGACAUUUGUAGGCGGCCUCUUGACCCAUCAGAUGACCGACGGCGAGGAGCUGCUCCCGCCCAACCCCAGCAUGGCGGAGUGCAACAAGGAGGCCAUGGCGAGCAAGGGCCACUUCUGUUUCAAGUCGGGAGACAAGCGCGUGAACGUCCAACCCCACCUGACGGCGCUGCACAUCGUCUUCUCCCGCCGCCACAACCUCAUCGCCAAGGACCUCGCCGGCCUCAACCCCGCGUGGGACGACGAGAAGCUCUUCCAGGAGACGAGGCGGAUCGUGGUCGCCGAGCUCCAGCAUGUGGUCUAUGCGGAAUAUGUUGCCAGCGUCCUCGGCCCACUCUACAUGAGGCGAUUCGACCUCCUCCCACUCAAGGGAGAGAAGCGGACGACCUUCUACACCGCGGAAAUCAACGCAGCCGUCAGCGCCUCCUUCUCCGGGGCCGCCUUUCGCUUCGGACACAGCCAGAUCCCCGGCAAUUUGCAAGAGAUGGACGCCCACGGAGACACCUCCUCCCAGUCCAUGUCCUCCGCCUUCAUGAACCCCUUUUCGCUGUACACGAAGGGGACGCUGGCGAACCUGGUGCGGGGGGAACUGGCUCAGAGCGCCACGCAAGUUGACUGCUUCUUCACGCCGCAGGUCGCAGGUCGCCUCUUCCGCGGGGAAUUGCCCUUCGGACUCGACCUCGUGGCCGUCAACGUGCAGCGAGGGCGGGACCAUGGCCUGCCUCCCUACACGGCCAUGAGAGCAGUCUGCAACUUGCCCCUGGUCGCCAGUUUCGCCGACCUGCAACCGGACAUAGACGGUCAAGCGGUGAAGAAUCUCGAGAGCAUGUACAGCCACGUGGACGACAUCGACCUGUUCAUCGGCGGACUGAUGGAGCAGCCUGUGCCCGGGGGUCUCGUCGGGCCGACCUUCGCCUGCAUCCUCGCCGACCAAUUCCUCAGGCUCAAGGUCGGGGACAGGUACUGGUACGAGACGGAUGACCUCGACACGCGGUUCGAGGCAGCCCAGCUGAUGGAGAUCCGAAACUCCUCCUUGGGAAGGAUCUUGUGCGACGUCAUUCCUGAGCUGAAGGAGGUGCAGAUGAACCCCCUGAGGAAGAUGUCCGCUAUGAACCCGCUGGUGAAUUGCUCCUCCUUCAGGAAAGUCCGUUUUCAUCCCUGGAAGGAGUUGUAGGAGGAGCCGGCCACGUGUGAUUGCAUUGAUACGUAUGGAGAUUCGGACGAAGGCGUUUGAGAGGAGGAACUAAUAUAUAUAUGAGAAUGUGGUAUUUUAUUUAUAUAAGAAUGUGGUAUUUUAUUUAUAUGAGAAUGUGGUAUUUUAUUUAUAUGAGAAUGUGGUAUUUAAUUUAUAUAAGAAUGGUAUUUAAUUUAUAUGAGACUAUGGUAUUCCAUUUAUAUAAGAAUGUGGUAUUUUAUUUAUGUGAAAAUAUGGUUUUAUUUCUAUUAAAAUAUGGUAAUAUAUAUUUAUAUAAGAAUAUGUUUUAUUUUUCGAAGAAUAUGAUAUUUUGUUUGAGGAAUAUGAUAAUUUAUGUUUAUA
This is a messenger RNA of Penaeus vannamei (Pacific white shrimp), 2394 nucleotides long. The record is from RefSeq and is a predicted model, not a curated record. NCBI's taxonomy places the organism in Eukaryota, Metazoa, Arthropoda, Malacostraca, Decapoda, Penaeidae.